Messenger RNA from Alternaria triticimaculans, 1077 nucleotides. RefSeq lists its product as uncharacterized. Bases 1 to 1077 code for a protein of 358 amino acids. NCBI's taxonomy places the organism in Eukaryota, Fungi, Ascomycota, Dothideomycetes, Pleosporales, Pleosporaceae. The transcript has 6 exons. The record is from RefSeq and is a predicted model, not a curated record.
AUGAUGCUCAUCACGACCGGCGUAUUGCUCUUCUUCUCUUUGAUCGCAGUUUCGCUCAGAUUGUACUGCCGAGCUAUACUCGUACGUUGUGUGGGGUUGGACGACUACUUCAUGCUCGUCGCCCUGAUAGUAGCCAUUGGCUUGGGCAUCAUGAACGGUUUUCAAGUCAGCUAUGGUACCGGACGGCAAUCUAAAGAUCUCAACUUCGACCACUUCUUGAUACCCACUCUCAAACACUGGUAUGCAUACCAAUUGGUCUACCCAUGGGCGCUAUUCUGCGUGAAAGCCAGCAUCUUAGCACUGUACCACCGGAUCUUCACGCACCAUAGCUUUCGACGCUGGAUAUACUAUGCUGCAGGCUUUAUCAUCAUACAGACCAUCACUGUUACUUUCAUCAACGCUUUCGAAUGUGGCACCAAGCCCUCCCGAGCCUGGUCGGCCAAGUUCCCAGAAGGCUGCAAUGAUAUGCCAAGGACGUACUUCGCUAUGGCAUCCGUAAACAUCAUCACCGACAUAGUCAUCUUGAUAAUGCCGUUCAAAGUCUUCAAGCAACUCAACAUGCACCCACGAAAGCGCUUCGCGCUUAUGGGCAUUUUCAUGGUAGGAGGCAUCGCAGUGAUAGCUUCUAUCAUGCGCCUCUACGCACUCUACGUCUUCGCCGUAUCCAAAGAUAUUCCAUACGAUGACAUCUUCAUCCUCCUCCUCUCCCAGAUCGAAGUGAACGUAGCCAUGAUCUCCGCCUCCGCGCCUGCCUACCGACCCCUCUUCAACAAGGUCUUCUCUUCAUCCUCUUCGUCCCCCUACGUUCGACCCGCCAGCGACUAUCCCACAGUUGGCAGUGGAAGGCCUGCUUACAAUCGACGACGGAAAGCUUCUCGCGAUCAGAUGGAGUUGUUCUCGGUGCUAUCAACAGGAAAGAGAGCGAGCAAAACUCAUGCGAGGAACACGAGCGAAGAAAGCAUUCUGGGUGAGGAGGGCAUAAGGAAGACCAUUGAUGUCAGAGUUAUUGAAGAAGAGGAGAAGGAGAGACAGAAUGGGGAAGACAGGAAUGAUCCAGCGUAUUGGCGAGGUGCAUGA